AUGGACCCAAUAGUAAAUAUAAGAAGGUUGAUGCUUUGGUAUUAUCAUGAAUCAGUCACUUUAGAAGAAUUCAUUACCUUGAUCUUGAAGAAAACUAAUAAAACCGAAAAGAAAAUAACCAAAGGAUACAUAUUGGUUGUUGAUCCCGAAGUCUAUUAUUCUUAUAAAUUAAAACUUUGCGAAACCUUGACUCCUAGAUUAAUUCAUGAAAUAGACAAGUUCCAACUUGUACUAAUUGAACAAUGGCAGGACUUAUAUGAUUGGUUCGCAAAUUUGCUAUCUUCUUCUCAAGGUACAAAAGAUGAGAUUAUUGUAGCAUUAUAUGGAGUAUUCACUCACUUUGUAGAGGUUGGUCAUGAUUACAUUCCAAAUAGAUUCCUUCCUAAUCCUGGUUUAUAUUCAGCUAAGGAAUUAAAUAAAUUUCUUCAUGGUUUAUUUAUUAGUCAACAAAACUGGGGGUUUGAGGUGGUUAUAAAUGAAUCUGUCCCUGGUGUUGUUUCUAAUGAAUACGAAGAAGAUCCUUUGCUUUGGAAAAUAUCGAUACCGAAGAUUAGUAAAAGUUCGAGUCACGUAAGUGGUAAUCAAAGAAGACUUACCAAUUUGGAGAUGGAGGACAAGCAAAGUGAAGGGGAUUACAUUUCAUUGCGAACAAUAUUUAUGAAAUGGGUUGAGAAAGUUAAUCAAGAUGCUUAUACGAAUCAGGUAGUCUGA
Messenger RNA from Hemisphaericaspora subhashii, 711 nucleotides. RefSeq lists its product as uncharacterized. The transcript has a single exon. The record is from RefSeq and is a predicted model, not a curated record. The coding region runs from base 1 to 711 and encodes 236 amino acids. NCBI's taxonomy places the organism in Eukaryota, Fungi, Ascomycota, Pichiomycetes, Serinales, Debaryomycetaceae.